This is a messenger RNA of Callithrix jacchus (white-tufted-ear marmoset), 2008 nucleotides long. It is a transcript of the gene CLXN, whose product is annotated as calaxin. Gene Ontology annotation, molecular function: kinase binding; calcium ion binding. The record is from RefSeq and is a predicted model, not a curated record. NCBI's taxonomy places the organism in Eukaryota, Metazoa, Chordata, Mammalia, Primates, Cebidae. Gene Ontology annotation, biological process: calcium-mediated signaling.
GGCUACACCGUCUGUUAGGGCCGCGCACGCGCUCGUUGACGGAGACCUCACCCCUUUGCCCCAGCCCCAGGGCUCGCGGGCUUCCCGCGAGGGUCUCGGCAGCCGAGCGCCCCGAGAUCCCCGCCGCGGCCCGAUUCCGUGGGCGCCAGGCAUGAACCGCAAGAAGCUGCAGAAGCUGACCGACACCUUAACUAAAAAUUGCAAGCACUUUAAUAAAUUUGAAGUGAACUGUCUUAUAAGGCUUUUUUACAACUUGGUGGGAGGAGUAGAGAGGCAAGGUCUGAUUAUUGGACUGGAUCGUAAUGCCUUUCGAAACAUCCUGCAUGUGACGUUUGGAAUGACAGAUGACAUGAUUAUGGACAGAGUAUUCCGAGCUUUUGAUAAAGAUAACGAUGGCUGUGUAAACGUAUCGGAGUGGGUUCAUGGAUUAUCUCUGUUUCUUCGCGGAUCUUUGGAAGAAAAAAUGAAAUAUUGCUUUGAAGUGUUUGAUUUGAAUGGUGACGGAUUCAUUUCAAAGGAGGAAAUGUUUCACAUGCUGAAGAACAGCCUUCUCAAACAGCCAACUGAGGAAGACCCUGAUGAAGGCAUUAAAGAUUUGGUUGAAAUAACACUUAAGAAAAUGGAUCAUGACCAUGAUGGGAAGCUGUCUUUUGCAGACUAUGAGCUGGCUGUGAGAAAAGAGACUCUUCUCCUGGAGGCCUUUGGACCAUGCCUUCCUGAUCCAAAGAGCCAGAUGGAAUUUGAAGCUCAAGUAUUCAAAGAUCCAAAUGAAUUCAAUGAUAUGUGAAUACCUAAAUGUCUAUAUUGUCUCAAGGUGAAGAUGAAGUUCACUUACCUAUAUCAUUCAACAUCAGUGUAAGGUGUGGUUAAAACAGAUGGGAGACAAGAAGCCCUUUAAUAGAUGCUGGGCUUGGCAAGACAGUUAACUUUUCUAGAGAUACUUUAUCACAUAGAUUAUCUGUUGAAGCACGUAACUGGCUUAAAAUCUUUGGAUUCAUGAAAUGAAUGGAGAGAUUAUGUAAUCAUGAAUUAUUAAUGCAAAUAUUCUGCAUGUCAGAAAGAAGCUGGAUGUACAUUGAAAAAUCAUUGAAACUACUGGAUUUCCUUUGAAACAAUAAAUAAUGAAGAUGGCAUGAGAAGAAUAAGAGUACCAAUUGUGCAUUGAAACACCUUUCUGGUAGGCACUGAGGGAGAUCCAGAGAGAUGAAACGUGUGGAAAUCAUAUUCUAUUAAAAUAUAAUAUGAUUUGCAUUAUUGUUGGGGCUUUGCCUUAAUAACCUUACUGAUUGUAAGACCUGAAGGCAGGGAUUUAUCUCUACACGUCUUUGUCUGCCAUGCCAGGCAGUCUUCUGCAUAUGAUGGGCUGUCCGUAAUUACUGCAGAUUGGACUGAACACCAAAAAGUGCCACGAGAUAAAUGCAAACUCUCAGUGAGCAGAGGGAGAACGUGUGCUGAGUUUCUUAGGUUUCACGGCGAAUGCAUUGGCACAGCUUUCAGUGUCUCCCUGGAGUCCUUCCAGACAGUCCCAAUCCCAUGCCCCACUCUGUCCUGGCACCCAGUGUCCCUCCACCCUAACUCCUAUGUUUUGUCCCCUUGCCACCGCCUGAGAGCACCGUGGUGCCCCCAUUCCCCCACUGCCUGGGUUCCUCUUGUGUACCCCUUUAUCAGGGCACAUCCUAACUGUGCCCUGCUGGCUGCAACUUCCUGAAAACAGACCUGGCUGUCCCCUGCAUCUGGAUCCCCAGCAUGUGCUGUGGGCAUCCUGAGAAACCAGAGGAAGACAGGGCCAGGUUUCUGCUUUCUGCCUUCUAAGUACACAGAGUAAGCAGGGGAGAGGCGUGUUACACCAUAUCUGUUUUAUCCUCAUGUAAAUACUUAGAGGCCACUUGGGAUAGUAAAUCUUUCUUACUACAUACGCAUUAAGUUUAAGUAAAAGAGAAUAUUGUGUGAAAAAUGCACUGCUACUAAUAAAUGCAAUAAACAAUUCCAUGAAAUAAAAGAAAAAAUA